Hermetia illucens (black soldier fly) is the source of this 3163-nucleotide messenger RNA. RefSeq names its product ichor (gene ich). Gene Ontology annotation, cellular component: nucleus. The record is from RefSeq and is a predicted model, not a curated record. Bases 92 to 1627 code for a protein of 511 amino acids. Gene Ontology annotation, molecular function: RNA polymerase II transcription regulatory region sequence-specific DNA binding; DNA-binding transcription factor activity, RNA polymerase II-specific. The transcript has a single exon. NCBI's taxonomy places the organism in Eukaryota, Metazoa, Arthropoda, Insecta, Diptera, Stratiomyidae. Gene Ontology annotation, biological process: embryo development; embryonic pattern specification; regulation of transcription by RNA polymerase II.
GGAAAAAAUUUUAAAACUUUUUGAAAAAAAUUUAAUUAAUAAAAUUUUCAUAUAUAAGGUACAAGAGACUAAACACACACAUUAUCAUAAAAUGAAGUAUUGCGGGUCAACAGCCACCAUGAGCGCACAAAACGAAUCAGAAGUUGAAAGCUUACUGAUGAGUCCAUGUUGGAAUCAAGGAACAAAUGGCGUUCAAGAUCAAUACCUACUGGACGGUCAUAAGCUACUUCUGGAACACGACCUGGACUCACUUCCAAGUGAUUCAGAACAGAAAAGUUCUAUGGAUGUACUGGAUAAUCUUCUAAUGAAUUCAUCGUCGAUUCCAUCAAGUUUAGCUGACCUGAAGCCUUUGCCGCCAUUUACAGGCUACACAGGACACUUAUCAAUUAAUGGGAUUUCAGGACAUCACUAUCAUGCAAUUGCUCAAAGGCUUCCUGAAGAAAACAAUAAUUAUACUACACAGAACUCCUUUCAAAAUGCUCAGUCAGCCGCACAACAAUCUCAGCAAGGAUCAGGGGAUCAUAAUAUAGUGUCUUCGUCCACAUGCAUACCAGAUUCUGUGUUAAAUCCAGAUGGAUCGACAGAUGCAUGCCUGCAAGAUGUAAAACUUUUCUCAGAUAGCGCCUUAGAUAGUAAACUUUAUUCAGUAGCCGAUAGUUGUGUGAUGAAUGGACAAGGUCCUGACUCUAUAUCCGGCGUCCGGAUCCUCGCUGAUGCUAAAGAACUCAACGAAUAUGUCGAUAUGAGCUCAAUUGAAGACAUAGCCGCAAUAAUUGGGUCAGCUAUAGCAGACACAACAGUUCCAAAUCAGAUAGACAACGAAGAUGGAAACGAUACAAGAGAUUCAUGGAUGGAUCUUGAUGCGUGGAUCGAUGGUAACUGCAUUCAGCAAGAUGGAAAACUAAUAGUGUCUCAGCAAGAUGCAAUCAACGAAUUCAUUCUUCCUCAUUCACCUGCCCACACAAAUAGUUCCACGCUUCAGAGUCUCCUCACCCAUGGCUACAUGCCUCUCCUUCAAAACAGACUGCAAAAUGGACCGCCAAUAAAGAGCGAAACUCCUAGUUCAACUUCAUUCUGUGGCGAAUUAAGUUCCACGUCCACCAGUCCACCGGGAUCGGUAGUCUCAACAACAGAUAACAUCAUGAUAAGCGGUCGAUAUCUAACAAACCCUCACCACUACCAAGUGUCAAUGUCUGGUCUGAAAGCAGAUGGACUAUGCAGUCCCGAGUUGAUGGGGAACUUCCCCCACACCACCACAGUCACCCCAACUGCUUCGAAAAAUAAACGCUCGCGGUCGCAAAAGAAGUCAUCAAUGGGAUCUCAGCAACAGCACCAGCAACAACAUCAACAGCAAUCUGUCCAGAUCAAUGUGUCCAACUCGAUUUCACCAACAGCGGUAAGUUUCAACGCAGCAAACGAUCUAAGCAACCUGCUGGGCAAGGAGAAACCUGUACAUCGGUGUAGCAUCUGCAACCGGGGAUUCCUCAAUAAGAGUAAUAUAAAAGUACAUCUAAGGACUCAUACUGGUGAGAAACCAUUUCGUUGUGAUGUUUGCUCGAAAGCUUUCCGUCAGAAGGCACAUUUGCUGAAACAUCAACAGAUACAUAAGAGAAUUGGGCGUGAUUGACGAUCAUGCUUUUGAUACAUGACUAUUUGUCAUCACACCAUUGGUGACGGGUGGUGAUUUCAGUGAUGUUUGCUCAGCGUCGCUGGGAAGUUCGCUUGAAUUGUUGAUAUGCACUUCAGUUGCGUAUUUAACGAUUCGAAUGGUUAUUAUCACUCGUGAUUAAUGGUCAUUGAAGCAUGACAUCCUAUCGGCGCUAGUGGCUCAUUAAAAUCAUCAAUGAAGUCAUCAUUGGUGUCUUACAAAUUCCCAACAGAUGAAAGUAUCAACAUAAUCGCCGCGUAUUGUUGUUCUUGGUUGCUUCUAUCCACAAAUAUCGAACCAGCAAAGUGCUCCUCGUAAGUGGUCAAUGAGGUAAUUACUCUGAAACGGUUGUGGUGAACUCUUAGUCCCCCGCAACAUUUCGGGUAAUUACUCCGAGCACAUACUAUAGUGAAUGCUUUCGUCUUCUACUGGCACAAUUUGUAUUCCUUCGGCAUGUCAGGGUGCGAGUCUAGACACUGUGACUAUGCCUCGAAUGCAGAAUGUACCAUUAGAAGGCCAACUGAAAUGAAUCGAUCGACAAGAGUGCGAUAAUGCUCUUCCGAUAGAAGCAAUCAAAUAACAACGAUUAGUCCAAUUGUCUAUUUGCAUCUGUUUGCUUGUCGGAUGCAACGUGCUAUAAGAAAGGUACCUCAGAAUGUAAUCAAGAGUUUAUAAAUAGUAGUACGAUGUAUAGUAAAUUUACAUGAAAUGGAAUAUUUAUGCUGGACUGGGGCUGAAAUUCUGAAUGAUGACAACAAUUUCUUAGUAAAAAUAAACAAAUUCCCUUUACCGCGCCUAAUUCUUGAAGGGUUUCCUCGUUGUUUUCGGCUUUCAGCGGAGGUUGUCAGCUAAAUAUUUUUACUUCUACUACAGUAAACAUUCAGGACUCAUUCCUCAGUGCAGCAGAAGUCGACAGUACUUCGUUUUUAAGGAAGACACCCCUUGUCCUUGUAAAUAUUGUGAAUCGCCUGAGUAUCGAUGCAGGCGAUCCACAAACCCCAGAACCAACCAGACAUGAAACUGCCUUUUAAAUAUACGAAAUAAACAUUUUAAUGUUCAUUGCAAACAAUACUUACGCUAAGUCCAGUUUGUUUAUUUAUAUUUAUAUUUAUUUAUUCUAUUGUUUAUAUUGAACUAAUUUUUACUAUUACAUACUUCUACUAUUUUGUUUUCUGAACCAGAUGCAAAUAUCGCAAUGAUUGGAAAUUCAAUAAAAUUAAAAAUUUCAUCGACUCCUUUCUUGUACAAUUAAAAAUUAAGUGAGACAUUUUAAAAUUUAUUGGAAUGUAGGAAAAUUAUGAGUAAAUUUUGUCCUAAAUUAAGACACGUGCAAUUUCUUUCAAGUCCUGUAAAUAAUUAUUUUCUAACAUUUAAAUAAUUUCUAAUUUUUGUAUAAUUUCUUAUUUUGCUUUUUUACAAACACAUUUAGAUUUAAGUAAGUUAAGUGAGUUGCGUUAAUUCUUAGUUAAUUUAUGUAAUUUUUGUUUGACUUGUAAGUAAAGUGAGAUAUUAGCU